AUGACUCCACCUUCACAAAUCGCAACGAGACCGUUUAAGACGAAUACCCCGUCAAAACGUGGACGAAAGUCUUACACAACACCCGAUGUUAUUGACGUUACAGGAAAAACGCAUUUCAUGGUGGUUCGAAGGUUGCAGACGAGCGCUAAGAAACAAAAGAAAAAGUUUAACGAAUGUAAAAAUUGCGAACAAAGUGAUGAAUAUGUGGAUAUACUCGAAAAAAGAGUAAACUCAUUGGAAAACCUAGCUAACAACCUUAAAAAGGUCACGAAUGAAAGCCCAGCUACAAGAAACUCGGUUAAUACCAACGAAUUCAAUUGCUAUUCACAUUUAGAAAUGAGCAAUAUGCUCCGGUUCGCCAAUUCAAUUGGGGAUAUCAUACAAGGAAGAAUACAAAAUACCCAACAAAGUUUACCAUCCACCACGAUUGAUGAGUUAAUCAACGAAAAUAUAAUAUCCGAGCUUUGGAAUGUUCCCGGUCACGAUAUGUUUUAA
This is a messenger RNA of Funneliformis mosseae, 495 nucleotides long. The record is from the annotation of a GenBank genome assembly. NCBI's taxonomy places the organism in Eukaryota, Fungi, Glomeromycota, Glomeromycetes, Glomerales, Glomeraceae.